Leptopilina boulardi is the source of this 2482-nucleotide messenger RNA. RefSeq lists its product as uncharacterized. The transcript is spliced from 5 exons. Lineage: Eukaryota; Metazoa; Arthropoda; Insecta; Hymenoptera; Figitidae. The record is from RefSeq and is a predicted model, not a curated record. Gene Ontology annotation, cellular component: nucleus. The coding region runs from base 120 to 926 and encodes 268 amino acids.
AGAAUUGUUAGAAUUGCUAUUUCUUACAAUUGACUGUACAACGCUAUGGGAGUUCGCUGUGCCGGCAAUACGGCAUCGGCUCAGUUGCAACUAGAACGUACAACAAGAAACAUCUCACCAUGGCUGAUAUUUCCAAGGACGAUCUUCGCAAAGAAAUCACCGCCAUUCUUAAGGAUGCUGACCUCUCAACGAUGUCCGCCAAGAAAGUUAGGCAACAAAUUGAAGAGAAAUUGGACAUUGAUCUUUCUGAAAGGAAGAAGGAGGUUGACGAUUUAGUUAUGGAGUGCCUGCAAGAGAAAGAUGAUGGUGGCAAGAAAAAGAAGAAGGCCGCCAGUGAGGAGUCUGAGGAUGGCGAAGAGGAGGAAGAUGAAGCCUCCGAGGAGGAAGAAGAAGAGGAGGAAAAAAAGCCCGCAAAGAGAGGACCUCCCAAAAAAGCAGCCAAUAAGCGCAAGAAGGGCUCAUCUGAUGAUGAGGAAAGCGCAAGUGAUGAAGACGCCAGUGAUGAGGAAUACAGUCCCAAGAAGGGAAAACCAUCACCCAAAAAGGGAAAACCAGCCAAAAAGGGAAAAAAGAAGGGAAGCGACAGUGACAGUGAUGAAGAUUGGGGAAAGAAUAAGAAAUCCGGAGGUGGUGGUGGUGGUGGUGGCGGUGGUGCCGCGAAAAAGGGAGCCAAAGGUAAAGGUGGUGGCGGUUACACACGUCCCAUUACGCUUUCACCAGAAUUGGCCGCUAUUGUCGGUGCCGAAGAAAUGGCUAGACAUCAAGUCGUUAAAAAGGUCUGGAGCAUCAUCAAGGAGAGAAAUCUCUAUGAUCCCAAGAAUAAGCAAUUCGCCAUUUGUGAUGAUGAAUUGAUGAAGGUAAUAGGAGUCAAACGUUUCAGGACCUUUGGUAUGAUGAAAUACCUCAAAAAUCACUUCGUAGAUUAAAUCCAUAGUUUUUUAAGUCAAUCCCCAUCCCCCCCAAAAAAAAAAACCCCCCGGCAAAUUAAAUUGUACAAGUUUUUAAUGAUAAAAAUCCGCGAUGCGAUUCCGCAAUUAUUAUAACAUAAGGCAAAUUCGCGGAUAAAAUCCCAUUCACAAAUAUAAACACCUCUCUUUUACAAGUUUCGAUGAAAAAAAAAAAAGAAACCCGAUUGCUUUUUGCCAAUUGUUCAAUUUUUUAUAUCUUCAACACUUUUUAUCGACAUUUGUUUUUUUUUUAUCAAACUUGCAUUUGAGUUUCUUUAUUUGUGUAUGGUACAUAAAGUACAUCUCUUUAUAGAUUUUUUUCCUCUAAUUUUUUCGAAAUAUGUCAAAUCUAAAAUGCAAAGCAUGAAUUGCUUUUUUUUCUAAUUUAAAGAGAUUUGACGAAUUUUGAAUUUAUUUUGUAUAAAUGGUUUUGUUUGUUUCUUGAGUUCUAAUAUUUUUUGGAAACUGAAUUUUUUUUACUUAUUUGAUGAAAGAAGGAAAAAUUUUUUUCAAAUGUUGAAUAUUUUUUUACGAACAUUUUUGUGUUCUGCUAAAGAUAAUGAUAAUUAAAAAUCAAAGAUUAUUUUUUAUUUAUUUUUUUUUUUUUUUGAGAAGAUGAAAGCGGAAUCCUGGAAACAUGCAAAAAGUGAUCACAAUAAAGAAGAUAAUUCUUUUUAUCUUUUUUGUAUAAUAGUUACAGUGGCACACUGAAAUUUACAACUAAGCGAGAAUUAAUUGUAUUAACAUGUAAUUACUAAUUAUUGUCGUAAAGUAGGUUUUUGGUGUAAAAAAAAAAAAAAAAAAAAAAAAUUUACCUAAGAAUUUAAGGCUUAGUACAUGAAGUGAUUGUUUAUCGAUACAAUGUUUAUCGAAUUAAAAGUGCGAGUUUUUUUUUUGUUCGCACUUUUCACGUGUGUAGAACUUGUGUCGUUUUGGAUAUAAAUUUAACUUUAAGUUUUGCCUAUAUUCGAUUCAGUGAUUGUCACAUGGGCAUCUUGAUUAUAAAUUUUAAACAAUUAAUGCAUAAUUAAAUAAUUUUUUUUUUCAUAAAACCCUUUUAUCAAAUUUUUUUUAAUUAAAUGAAUUGAUGACAUUUUUAAUUUCUUUUUUUUAUGUAAUCUUACAUAUAAAUGCAUGAAACAAAUAUUGAAUCACUUUUGAUUUAAAAAAAAAUUUUAUUCCAUCACAAAAUAAAUAAAGGGGUUUUUGAAAAAAAAAUCAAUAUUUCUAGUAAAAAAAAAAAGAAAAAAAAAUGAACAGAAAAGUAAUCAUUAUAUUUUAUCAAUCUUUGGUAUAUUAUACGUGUAUCAAAAAAAAAAAUUAAUUUUUUUUUUCUUGACUGCAUAUUAUAUAUGAAAUAUGUUUACUCUAAAUACAUAGUAACCAUAGCGUCAUAAAAAAAAUAAACAUGUAAAAUUUUUAUGUUCUCCAUUACGAAGAAAAUAUGCAUUAUACAAAAUACAAAUCUGUAUAUUGUUCCAUGAGUGUAAUUGAUUUUUUGUGUCUAAUUAAAGUCAUUGCUUUCAUUUUUUUAA